Molecule: messenger RNA, 1531 nt
Organism: Carlito syrichta (Philippine tarsier)
Lineage: Eukaryota; Metazoa; Chordata; Mammalia; Primates; Tarsiidae
Product: signal transducer and activator of transcription 4
Exons: 14
Biological process (GO): cytokine-mediated signaling pathway; regulation of transcription by RNA polymerase II; defense response
Molecular function (GO): DNA-binding transcription factor activity, RNA polymerase II-specific; RNA polymerase II cis-regulatory region sequence-specific DNA binding
Source: RefSeq, a predicted model, not a curated record
GAACGACUAGUAGAAAUAAGAGGCAAGAGGGCGCCUUGCCAAGGGCCUUCAGCCUGUCACUGUCUGCGUUUUUAGCCUUUCUGGAAUCAAGAGUGGGUGGGUACGGGCCCAAGUAAAGUCCCGGAGACUCGAACACUGACGCACAGGAAAGCCUCAAGUGGGAGGAGAAAUGCAAAUCCCCUUCUGAGAUGGCGUCAGCGGCUCGGUCCUAGGGACUGAGAGGGGCGAUUCUGACCCGGGACGCGAGCCUUGCCUGGGACCGGGCUGAGGGCGAGCCAGCAUGUCUCAGUGGAAUCAAGUCCAACAGUUAGAAAUCAAGUUUUUGGAACAAGUAGAUCAAUUCUACGAUGACAACUUUCCCAUGGAAAUUCGACAUCUGCUGGCCCAGUGGAUUGAAAAUCAAGACUGGGAGGCAGCUUCAAACAAUGAAACCAUGGCAACAAUUCUUCUUCAAAACUUGUUAAUACAACUGGAUGAACAGUUAGGUCGUGUUUCCAAAGAGAAAAACCUGCUCUUGAUACACAAUCUAAAAAGAAUCAGGAAAGUACUUCAGGGAAAGUUUCAUGGCAAUCCAAUGCAUGUAGCUGUAGUUAUCUCAAAUUGUUUAAGAGAAGAGAGGAGAAUAUUGGCCGCAGCCAACAUGCCUGUCCAGGGACCUCUGGAGAAAUCCUUACAAAGUUCUUCAGUUUCAGAAAGACAGAGAAAUGUGGAGCACAAAGUGGCUGCCAUUAAAAACAGUGUGCAGAUGACAGAACAAGAUACCAAAUACUUAGAAGACCUGCAAGAUGAAUUCGACUACAGAUAUAAAUCAAUUCAGACGAUGGAUCAGAGUGACAAGAAUAGCGCCUUAAUGAAUCAGGAAGUGUUGACACUGCAAGAAAUGCUGAACAGCCUUGAUUUUAAGAGAAAGGAAGCGCUCAGCAAGAUGACACAAAUCGUGCAUGAGACGGACCUGCUGAUGAACAGCAUGCUGGUGGAAGAGCUACGGGACUGGAAGCGGCGGCAGCAGGUUGCCUGCAUCGGGGGUCCCCUUCACAACGGGCUCGACCAACUGCAAAACUGCUUUACACUACUGGCAGAAAGUCUCUUCCAACUCAGAAGGCAGUUGGAGAAAUUAGAGGAGCAAUCUACCAAAAUGACGUACGAAGGUGACCCCAUCCCGAUGCAAAGAACUCACCUGCUGGAAAGAGCUACCUUCUUGAUCUACAACCUUUUCAAGAACUCAUUUGUGGUUGAGCGACAGCCAUGCAUGCCCACCCACCCUCAGAGGCCUUUGGUGCUUAAAACCCUCAUUCAGUUCACUGUAAAACUAAGGCUAUUAAUAAAAUUACCAGAACUAAACUAUCAGGUAAAAGUUAAAGCAUCAAUUGACAAGAAUGUUUCAACUCUAAGCAAUCGAAGAUUUGUACUUUAUGGAACUAAUGUCAAAGCCAUGUCUAUCGAAGAAUCUUCCAAUGGGAGUCUCUCAGUAGAAUUUCGACAUUUGCAACCGAAGGAAAUGAAGACCACUGUCGGAAGUAAAGGAAAUGAG